CCCGGGGUGACAAAAAAAUAAAAAUAAAAAAACUCAGGAGUGAUAGAGAGAGAGAGAAAAAUGAGGAAGCCAGAGUUCUCGUCCGGCAAGAACGGCGCGAACGUCGGCAACAGUAACAUCAACAGCAACAACAACAACAACAGCGGCAGUAACAACGUUGUUGUUGCUAAUAAGCUUCGGAAAGGGUUGUGGUCGCCGGAAGAAGACGAAAAGCUGAUGCAUUACAUGCUGAGCAACGGGCAAGGGUGCUGGAGUGAGGUGGCGAGGAAUGCGGGGCUGCAGCGCUGCGGCAAGAGUUGCCGCCUCCGAUGGAUUAACUACCUCCGCCCCGAUCUCAAACGCGGCGCCUUUUCGCCGCAGGAAGAAGAGCUCAUUAUCCAUUUGCAUUCUCUCCUCGGCAACAGGUACCUCUCUUCUCUCUCUCCCUCUCAAAUCAACUAUUAUACCAUAAGCUUAAUUAAUUAA
Ipomoea triloba (trilobed morning glory) is the source of this 465-nucleotide messenger RNA. Its product is annotated as transcription factor MYB83-like. NCBI's taxonomy places the organism in Eukaryota, Viridiplantae, Streptophyta, Magnoliopsida, Solanales, Convolvulaceae. The record is from RefSeq and is a predicted model, not a curated record. The transcript has a single exon. Bases 61 to 465 code for a protein of 134 amino acids.